Molecule: messenger RNA, 3348 nt
Organism: Biomphalaria glabrata
Lineage: Eukaryota; Metazoa; Mollusca; Gastropoda; Planorbidae
Product: NIF3-like protein 1
Exons: 6
Coding region: 19-1248 (409 amino acids)
Cellular component (GO): cytoplasm; mitochondrion
Source: RefSeq, a predicted model, not a curated record
CGGCGUUACGCUUCAUAAAUGUUUCGCAUACAUCGUGGAAGUUCCUUUAGACAUUUGUUAUUAGAUCUAAAUAUUCCAAGAAUAACCAAACUAGAUCUAAAAAGCAUCGAGUAUAGGAUUUGCAGGGCAUUUUCUACAACAUCUUUUACCAGAUCUAGAUCUAUUAGUACUAUGAACUCAUUGGAUGAAGUUGUGUCUAAAUUGAAAAGACUUGCGCCUCUUUCAUUAGCAGGGAGCUGGGAUAAUGUAGGACUUCUAGUGGAACCAUGCCCUCCUAAAUAUGUUAGUAAAGUUAUGCUGACCAUUGACUUAACAUCAAGUGUCCUAGAAGAAGCCAAAGAUAAAACUGUAGACUUAAUUAUUGCUUAUCACCCUCCCAUAUUUGCUCCCCUGAAAUGUUUGACACAGUCGUCAUGGAAACAAAAGGCUGUGCUAGAGUGUAUUGAGAACAGAAUUGCAGUGUUUUCACCUCACACGACCUAUGAUGCAAUUCAAGGAGGGAUAAAUGAUUGGCUUUUGUCAGCAUUUGAUGUAAAGAAAGACACAGUCAGACCAGUAGAGGCAUUAGAAGAAUUCCCAGGAGGCUUCUCUCAUGUUUUAGAAUUCGACCUUGAUCCUACAAACUUUAAAGAAAUUAGAGAUCAUCUGCUGUCUUGGCUGCCAUCUGAUUCAAGAAUCAGUAAAAACAAGGAGGCCAUACACGUGUUUCCAGUCAAAAUUGGAUCAAUGUCUAGCAGUGACCACUGGAGACUCAGUGUAGAGUGUAACCAAUCAGAACUGAACCUGAUGGUUUCUGGAUUGACCCAGUAUGGUCAUUAUGAACAUAUACGAGUAAAGCAAUUAGAUAAGUUACCUUUGGCAACUACUGGCAUGGGCAGGCAAGCCGAGUUGGCAAGUCCUGUCACUCUUAAUCAAGCUAUCACUAAAGUGAAAAAUCAUUUGGGAUUACAGUAUGUCAGUGUAGCUACAGCUCAAGGAGAAAGUGAAAUCCAGUCAGUGGCUGUGUGUGCUGGAUCUGGAUCAAGUGUUCUCAAAUCUGUCAGAUGUGACCUUCUCGUGACUGGUGAGAUGUCCCACCAUGAGGUCCUGGAUGCUGUACACCGAGGAUGCAAUGUGAUUCUCUGUCACCAUAGCAACACAGAGCGAGGCUAUCUGAAAGUGCUCCAAGAAAAGCUGGCCGCAGUUUUCAAUUCUGCCGUUUAUGUUUUCAUUUCAGAAAUGGACAGAGAUCCACUUGUAGUGGUUUAACUUUUAGAAUGUUGAAAUGUUUAUUUCGUACAUUGCAGGAUUAAAAAAACAUAACUGUAUGUGUAUCAUGUAAGUGCCUUAAAAUAACUUAAAGUAUGUAAAGAACGUGCAAGCUGCCAUUCAGGAUCUGAGUUUCUCAUCUACUAUUAUGCCAUCUCAUCUUUCUGAUAUUUUUAAGCCGCUUCAUUACUAACUUGUAGGUGAUCACUAACUGGCUUUACUAUAUGAUCUGUUAUCAUUAUCUGCUUGAGAGUGGCUGUAGCCAACAUUAUGUCUUUCAGUUAGUUUGUAGAAAUAUGUCAAUCUUGAGUCAUUGUGCACUAGUGCACUUCUUAUGUUUUUCAAGAUACUUAUUAUGUGCCUAAUAUUGUUUUAUAAACUAAUGUCAUUUUCAUUUUUUGUUGGCUUGUCCAGCACUUGGCUCCAGACCUGAUUUGGUUCAUUUAAAGCUUAUCUGUGCAUAAUUAAUAUAUUUAUGACUUUUUCUAAAUGCUUGUUUUGUUGAAUUGGAGAAAAGAUUGAAUGAAAUGUAGUGACACUGUGGAGAUAGAAAUCACUUUAUGAACAAGUAUCUUUGUUCUCCAUAUUUUGUGGGAAUAUUUAAACAUAAGCUAGUUGAGUUCCCCUUUCAGACAUUUGAUCAAUAGGGCACAUCUGUUUCUGUGGCCCAGUGUUAACGAGGGUGUCAUGUGGCCAGCACAACCAACCAACCGCCUUUACUUUUCUCCAACUUAUGUCAGGUAUCCUUUAGAGUUGGAUAAACUCAGAAGCGCCCUAAAGAUCCCAAAAUUUAAAAUCCCAGUCUUCACCAGGAUUUGAACCUGGGACCCCUUGGUUCAGAAGCAAAAGGCUUUACCACUCAGCCACCUUACCUCUAUAAAUAUUAUAACUAUUCAAUUAAGUACUGGUUGUCACUUGUAACAUGAAACUAAUGGCUCCAAAGUCGCUGGUAAACUACAAUAACCAUACCUAUUGUAGAUUGGAUCAAAAUAUUUCAAAUAAAAACACACUGGGUUCAUGUUCAAAGCUCUGGGGAGUUCGGCUUGAAAAAAAAAAACAACUGUUUGACAAGCAUAGAAGUUGUAGAAGGAUAGGGAUGACAUUAUUAAAAUAAAAAAAGAAUGUGGAUCAUUUGAGUUUGAAAUUCAGUUUAAUGAGUUCAAUGUGGUUUCAACUUUACAACGUUUAUGUCAUACCGUACAGGCUUGACUGUUUAGAUCAUGUGACUUGAGGUAACUCAUUUUAUUAUUUAGUUUGUGUAGUGUGCUUAAAAUAUUUAAGUUCAAGUUAAUAUUUUGAUGCUUGAAUUGUUGUGUGGAUCCUUUGGAAUCUGAAAGUUCCUUAUCGCAUCAUCCCCCAAUCAAUGUGGGAAGCGUGGUCGAGAGGCUAAGUACACUUGAACUUGGCUUGUCUUGGCUACCUAUGAAAGGGCUCAAGGUUUGAUACCUGACUCAAGCAGAGUUGUGUUUACUGAGCGCCUAAAGGCAGCACGAAAAAACCUAUCAGAUACCCCCUACCCCACUGGUCCACAAAUGAGAUUGGACCAUAGCUCUCUGAGCAUUCUAUAAGCAUGAAAGUAGCGCUGUAUAAAAGCCAUAAUACAUAAUGUGACACGGAUCAUUGAAUGAGGCUAAAUGUUACUGACCUGAAUAUAUUUAUUUUAUGUUUUAAGUUUUUUUUUUUAUUAAAUCAGUAAAAAAAAAAAAAGGUACCACACAACUAUUGCCCUAAUUUAUUUUAUUUUAUGCAGAUUUCUUUAAGCUUUUUUAUAUUAAAUCAGGAAAGUUGGUACCACACCUGCACUUAACAAUUAUGAUAUUGAAUAUCCCAUUGUACUAGUUAAGACCUCAUAAUUACGUGAAUGUACCUAUCAAAUGGCAUAAUGUACUAUUUGUAUCAUUUUUCAAUCUUCUUUUAUUUUCAAUAAACUGCUGGUCUUUAAAAAAAAUAUUGAAAUUUUAGAAAAAAACAUUUAAUGACUUUUCUUCUAACUGAUCUUGAUUUAUUUGUUGGUUAGGAAAUGUGUGAAAAUAUCAUGUUACUUUGGUUGUUUUCUGUAUCUGAGAUCAACAAAUAAAAGAAAUACGUUUUCUAUAUUAA